GCGCGGUACCUGCGUCUGAUCUCGGGACCUGGGCCGGGCGGUGCAGUGAGAGCGUGCGUGGGGCUGGGUCGGGGACGGGGUGACUGCUCUCCGGGGUACUGGGUGAGGGGUGUCCUAGGGGCAUGCCGGCAAGGAGGAGGCAGAAGAAAGGGUGCGACACACUCGUCUUCGCGGCCUAGAUGUUAACUGGGCAAGACCUGUACCUUUCCCGGAGCCUCUCCCCAAGCCGCCAUGAAUCAGGUGUCCAGGGCUGAAUCCCUGUGUGGAGGGCAGGGAAAACUGGAGUCUACUAACUCCUGGUCCCACAUCCUUGGACUAGAUGAGUUGAUAAAGACACCUGGCCUGGGUAGCGGCUAACUUUCUGGGGUACAGUAAUACCCUUGGGGCCUUUCAGUGCCUAACCCGCAAGCUGUAACUCAGUAACUUCCGGUCUUUGAGCCCCAUCCCACCAAUUCCCAUCUCUCAGUUUCAUGUCCCCUACCGCCCCCACCCCUUACUUGGCCACGGUCACCAUCUUUGUGUAGUAGCCCAGGGUGCUCCCCAUGCCCCCCCCCCACUUCCAGAUGCCGAAACACUACCUCCUGUCAGGUAGAAGGGGAGGGGACAUUUUCUUGUGCUGUUAAUGGUGAAGGGCCUGGAGAGUGGCUUCAGGUCAGAGGUCAGCAACAGAAGAUUCCUGCUGAGUCAUUGAUUUGGGUGGGAUAGGCUCUUAAGUAAGGCCCCACUUGGAUAGGCAAAUGUCUUCGAGCAGGCUGUUGGGGUUCAUUGCUGAUAGGAGUGGUCACUGCCAGUCCAUAGUCAAGGGGGGAAUGUGUGUCAGUGAGAGAACAUAAGGGCAUUUGAGGUCGUGGGUGGCCAGGUCCCACAGUGGCCACUCAGGACUAGGGUUCCUUCCCAACCAUUUGUGCCUUUGAUGAUUCCUCGCCAGAAGUCCACAGGCCGGACCGUUUCAGUUCUCAGUUUUCUUUAUAUCAGGAAGUACCCCAAGAGAGCACGCUCCAGGUAGUGUGAGCCUGCUGAAGUCUGGGUGCAGUAUGGGGGCUGCCCAAGCACAUACGCCAGCAUUCUUACCCCAGGUGGCCUGCCUUGAUCUCCCCAGAAGAGUGUGCCACACCUCACACUGCAGACAGGAAGGAAAACCAACGGCCUACAGUCAGGGCAGUGCCCCAAAGGGAAUUUAGAGCAUUCUUCUUAGGGCAAGUAGACAUAGGAGUGUCCCCGCCCCCAAGCUCGGUCAUAUUUGGACUUGUUAAUGUGUUGCCCCCAGGGAUGGCAGGCACUAUAGCUCCCUGGGUCACACACAGCAGAGUCCUGACCCCCAAUGUUAUCAAAAUAACAGCAGCUGGUUCCCCAUCCUGCCAGUAUCACUGGUCCACUCCUCUUCCUGGGCAGAAUUACUUUUCCUAGUCCAGACUAACAUCCAGGAACCUGUGUGCUAGGCAGGACAAGAGUCCCAAGCCUUUCCAAACCCGAGGAGCAAUGGGGAAUGGGGUGAGCCUGCCCUAAGGCAACUUCCAGGGCCAGAGGUGCAGGAUUCUGGGUGUUAGGUUGCUUUUUCUAAUGCCUUCCUCAAGCAUAAGCUUCUGUGUCCGUCCCCUCGCCCCCAGCCACCGAAGAACAAGAACAGUGUGGUACUGGAGCGCCCGUGGUAAUGGGGCCCUGACAACUUGGCAGGCCAUGUGGCCCCUGGCCCCAACAUGGCCCGUCGCUCCCAGAGCAGCUCACAGGGGGACAACCCAUUGGCACCUGGGUACCUGCCACCUCACUACAAAGAAUACUACCGACUGGCCGUGGAUGCACUGACUGAGGGUGGGAGAGAAGCCUACAACCGCUUCUUGGCAUCUGAGGGGGCACCUGACUUCCUGUGCCCUGAGGAAGUGGAAUAUGUGAGCCGCCACCUGCAGCCCCCACAAUAUGUGGCCCGGGAAGCCCCCGAAGGCAGCCCUCCUGAUGUGGAUAUGGAUGGUUCCUCAGGCACCUACUGGCCAGUGAACUCAGACCAGGCUGUGCCUGAGCUGGACCUGGGCUGGCCCCUGACCUUUGGCUUCCAAGGCACAGAGGUCACCACACUGGUUCAGCCACCGCCACCUGACAGCCCCAGCAUCAAAGAUGAAGCUCGGAGGAUGAUCCGCUCUGCCCAGCAGGUGGUUGCCGUGGUGAUGGACAUGUUCACUGACGUGGAUCUGCUCAGUGAAGUCCUAGAGGCCGCUGCAAGGCGAGUCCCAGUCUACAUCCUGCUGGAUGAAAUGAACGCUCAGCACUUCCUAGACAUGGCCGACAAGUGUCGCGUCAACCUGCACCACGUGGAUUUCCUGCGUGUGCGCACAGUGGCAGGGCCUACCUAUUACUGCCGCACUGGGAAGUCAUUCAAGGGCCAUCUGAAGGAGAAGUUCUUGCUGGUGGACUGUGCUGUAGUGAUGAGCGGCAGUUAUAGCUUCAUGUGGUCCUUCGAGAAAAUCCACCGCAGCCUGGCUCAUGUGUUCCAGGGAGAGCUGGUCUCCAGCUUCGAUGAAGAGUUCCGCAUCCUCUUCGCGCAGUCAGAGCCACUGGUGCCCUCAGCUGGGAUGCUAGCCCGCAUGGAUGCCUAUGCACUUGCUCCAUACUCUGGGGCUGGGCCUCUGGUGGGCGUCCCCGGGGUUGGACAACCAACACCUUUUUCGUUCCCUAAACGGGCGCACCUCCUAUUCCCACCGCCCCGGGAAGAAGGCCUGGGCUUCCCCUCUUUCCUAGACCCUGACCGCCACUUCUUAUCGGCCUUCCGCCGUGAGGAGCUGCAGCGUAUGCCUGGGGGUGCAUUGGAGCCCCAUGCAGGGCACCGGUCACUGGCUCGUCCCACUGAGGCUGGACCUAUCGGAGAGCUAGCAGGACACCGGGGCUUCUUCCAGGCCCGGCACUUGGAGAUGGAUGCCUUCAAGCGGCACAGCUACACAGCAGCUGAUGGAGCUGGAGCCAUGGAGAACUUUGCAGCUGCACGGCAGGUGUCACGACAGACAUUCCUCAGCCAUGGUGAUGACUUCCGUUUCCAGACCAGCCACUUCCAACGUGACCAACUCUACCAGCAGCAUUACCAGUGGGAUCCACAGUUUGCACCCACGCGCCCGCAGGGCCUCUUCGAGAAGAUUCGUGCAGGCCGACCUGGCUUUGCGGACCCUGAUGACUUUGCACUAGGUGCUGGGCCCCGCUUCCCAGAACUCGGUGCUGAUGUGCACCAACGGCUAGAAUAUGUUCCAUCCAGCGCUUCUCGAGAGGUACGCCACGGUUCGGAUCCUGCCUUUGGAACCGGCCCUCGUGGUAUGGAACCUAAUGGGGCCCCACGUCCCAACCUGGGUCAGCGCUUUCCAUGCCAAGUAUCCACGAGGCAAGGUCUGGACACAACUCCGGAGGUGGAGCCUGAGCGCAGGGGUGGACCCGAGGGACGGGCUGGGCUACGUCAAUGGCGCGUUGCUUCCUACCUGAGCGGCUGCCAUGGUGAUGGUGGGGAGGAGGGUCUGCCUAUGGAGGCUGAGGCCUAUGAAGAUGAAGUGCUGGUUCCUGGAGGCCGAGACCUGCUCCCCUCCGCCUUCCGCACUCCUGCACCGUUCCCAGCCAAGGGACCAAAGCCAGGCUCAGGAAGCGGUGGUGGCGAUAGCUCCGAGAGAGAGGGCCCAGAGGAAACAAGUCUGGUUAAGCAGGACUCCUUCCGCUCACGCUUGAAUCCGCUCAUCCAGCGCAGCUCCAGGUUGCGCUCAUCCCUCAUCUUUGCCUCACAGGCCGAGGGUACUGGUGGGACCACAGCAACCACCACAGAAAAGGUACAGCUGCUGCACAAAGAGCAGACAGUCAGUGAAACUGUGGGUCCCAGUGGAGAGGCUGUUCGUUCCAGCGCCUCGGCGAAAGUGGCGGAGCUACUGGAGAAAUACAAGGGUCCUGCCCGGGACCCUGGUGGUGUAGGAGGUCCCAUCACUGCCUCCAGCCACAGCAAGGCUGUAGUGGCCCAGUCCUGGCGGGAGGAGGUGGUAGCACCAGGAGGAGCGGGAACUGAGCGCCGCAGCCUUGAGAGUUGCUUGCUUGAUUUGCGGGACUCCUUCGCACAGCAAUUACAUCAGGAGGCAGAGCGACACCCAGGAGCAGCUUCACUGACCGCUGCGCAGCUGCUCGACACGCUGGGCAGCACAGAACGCCUGCCUUCACGCUUGCUCUCCGCCCAGGGUCGCUCCUUGUCUCCACAAGGGCGAGAUAGCCCUCCACUUGAAGGGCCCGGAACGCACCAGCUGCCUUAUUCUGAGCCAAAAGGGAGCCCCACUCCUGCUCACCCCGAGCGGAAGGGGAGCCCUACACCUGGAUUCCCCACUCGGAGGGGCAGCCCGACCACAGGAUUGAUUGAGCAGAAGGGGAGUCCCACUUCGCCCUACCCAGACCGGAGGGGCAGCCCGGUGCCCCUACCUGAGCGCAGGACCAGUCCAGUGCCCCCAGUGCCUGAACGCAGGGGCAGUCCGGUGCCUCCUGUCCCUGAGCGUAGAGGCAGUCUCACCUUCGCUGGGGAGACUUCGAAGACAGGACCCACGGAAGAGGUGGCUGGUGGUCCCAUGGAAGUCCUGCGAAAGGGCUCCCUCCGCCUUAGGCAGUUUCUAAGCCCCAAAGGCGAACGGCGAGGGGAGGAUGAGGGCAGCUUCCCAGUUCCACAGGAAAAUGGGCAGCCUGAGAGUCCCCGGCGGCCCUCGCUGGGUCGGGGUGACAGCACAGAGGCUGCCGCAGAAGAGAGAAGCUCAAAGGUACGCUUAGCUUCAGCUACUGCCAAUGCCUUAUACAGCAGCAACUUGCGAGAUGACACGAAGGCCAUUCUGGAGCAAAUCAGUGCCCAUGGCCAGAAGCACCGCGGAGUCCCUGCUCCAGGCCCAGCUCACAGCAGUCCUGAGCUAGGUCGCCCAACAACUGCAGGAGACUUGACUCCAGACAUGUCCGACAAGGACAAGUGUUCAGCCAUCUUCCGCUCAGACAGCAUAGGGACACAAGGCCGGCAGAGCCGCACCCUGCCGGCCAGCGCAGAGGAGCGUGACAAGCUCUUGCGCCGCAUGGAGAGCAUGCGCAAAGAAAAACGUGUCUACAGUCGCUUCGAGGUCUUCUGCAAAAAGGAGGAAGCUGGCAAUACUGGGGCAGGAGACAACCUGGCAGAUGAGGACACCAGAGACAGUAAAAUGGGCAAGUUUGUUCCCAAGAUUCUGGGUACAUUCAAAAGCAAAAAAUGAGUCUUCUGGUCUCGGAGGCCAGGACUCUGCAUCACUGCCAUACAGCGCUCGUAGCACCCGUCUGGUCCCAAUGGACUGGUGGCUGCCAGACUGGUGUCAAAACCGUCUGGGACCUGGCUGACAACCACCUGAACUGAGCUGCACUUGAAUUCACCUGAUAGCCACACUGCCUCUCACUCUUGGCUUCUCCACCCUAGGAGCUCAGCCCCUCUGCUCAGUGCUUCUUCCUCGUCACCUCCCUCACCUCAGGCCUCCACCAUCUCCUGGACUCAGGUCCACUUUGGGGCUUAAUUCACCUCAGGGAUCCUUAUCUCUGCCUUAUUCGCCAGCUUGUCAUGGACUCCUCACUUUAUGCCUCUGUUGCCUCUUAGGGCCUUUUAUCUCAGGGCUUUUUCUCAGGGUGUCCAUCUCACAGCCUCCCUCUGGAGACAGCCUCCUCCCGUCCCUCCUCACCUCCAUCUUUCUCUCUCUGGAACUCCCUGCUUCCACUCUGUCUCCUCACUGCCUCCUAGCACUUUCUUGGCUCUGUCCUCCUGCUGUGGAGAAGGCAUGGAUCUGGACAGGGCAGGCCACUGGGAAGUAGCUGCCAAGUAUCUACUGGGGCCGCCUUAAGUCACAUUUGCCUUCUCCAGCCAGUCUCUGGGUAGCACUUGAAGAGAAGCCAGAAGUGGGGAGCACUGGACUUUGCAGUACAAUAAAGCAGUCUGGACAGAC
Messenger RNA from Alexandromys fortis (reed vole), 5939 nucleotides. RefSeq names its product family with sequence similarity 83 member H (gene Sack1h). The record is from RefSeq and is a predicted model, not a curated record. Gene Ontology annotation, cellular component: keratin filament. Lineage: Eukaryota; Metazoa; Chordata; Mammalia; Rodentia; Cricetidae. The coding region runs from base 1698 to 5225 and encodes 1175 amino acids. Gene Ontology annotation, molecular function: keratin filament binding; protein kinase binding. Gene Ontology annotation, biological process: signal transduction; protein localization to cytoskeleton; intermediate filament cytoskeleton organization. The transcript has 5 exons.